Molecule: messenger RNA, 1794 nt
Organism: Didymodactylos carnosus
Lineage: Eukaryota; Metazoa; Rotifera; Eurotatoria; Philodinida; Philodinidae
Source: the annotation of a GenBank genome assembly
AUGAUUAUGCUAAUAUUAUUAUCAUCACUAUCAUCAAAUACACAGUUAAAGACAAUAUUUUUAAACAGAUUGUACGACAACUAUUUCUUAAACUAUCACGAAAAUAAUGAUGACGAAGAGCAACAACAUCAGCAACAAAAAAUGUUGACUAUCGAUUGUAUGAAACAUUAUCUACGAAUGAUUGAAACACACAGAUAUCAAAAUAUUGAUAAUGAUUUAUUUUAUGAAUAUUUGGAAGAAUAUUCCAUUGAGUUGCAGAGUAAUAUCGAAGGUUCAUUAGAUAAACUUUGUGAGUUUUUAAAUGAAGUAACAACACUAGUAAAUGCUAGAACACAGAAUACAUCAAAACUGAAUAGUAAACGAAUGACUACUACAGCGACAACAACCACAACAAAUUCCGAUGUAACCGAUAAUCAACAAUAUUUUAUUUCAUUAGAUUCUAGUAAUAAAAUAUCAAUAGAAUUAUUACAACAAAAUAAUGAUAUAGAUAUUGAUGGAUGGUGUAAACUGUUAAAUAUAUUCAACAAACAAUUACCAUUAGCGUUUCAAAUUCUGUGCAGUUCAACUGCCAUAAACAACGACAUCGCAUUAUUUUUUUCUAGAAUUCGUACAUAUGUUAAUAUGAAAUUUGUUAUUAUUGAUAUUGAUAAAAUGGAUCAUCGUAUAGGUGAAAUAUUUUCAUAUAAACAGGAUGAACUAUCAAUACAAACAGAGUCACAUGCCAAAGUGUUUUAUAUAUCAGAAGAGCUUAGUCGUAGAAAAGGUAUUAGACAAUGGACUAGUUCACAAGUUAUAGUUCCAGAUGAUCAUCUUCAGGAUGAAUAUACGAUUUAUUUCAAUAUUUCAAUACAUGCACCAUUUGAGCAAUUAAAUCGUCUAUUUUUUUCAUUAUUUAUCUGUUCCACACUAAUGGAUCCUGAUAGUGGUUUAACUUUUUCUUUAUCACAUGGUAAACUGGGAAAAUUUAUUAUUGAAGUAUCACAUUUUGGUAAAUCACAGGUGUCCGUUACAGAAAAUUUUGAAUGUAUUUUCCCAUUGUUAUCAAUAUUAUGUUCAAACGAACAUAAUAUUGAAGAAAUAACUGAUACUAAUUAUCCUCUCAACAUCGGUGAUAAUGAAGAACUUGCGGCAAGAUUCUUAAAAGCAUUUGCCGAUGGAACAAUCAGUCGUACAUUAACACGUGCCUUCUUCCCGGAACAACCAGUUGUCUUUUCAAAAUUAGAAAAGGUCGAAUGUUAUACACCAAUCCGUGACACUAUACAGCAAUAUGCUUUUGAUUUAUCACCUAAUAAAAUAUAUCAACAAUGUUUUGUCAAAUUUCUUUAUCGCCGUGUACAAUUUUUUACUAGCACAUAUUAUUGUUAUACUGAGCGUAUUAAGAAUUUGGGUUCAACCGUUAUGAGGCAAGUGAUUGAAGAAACUAGAAGUUUAGUACAAAUUGAUUUCACAACAGAAAAUUAUCGUAAAGUCUAUUUAGUUUAUGAUCCAAAUUUUUCAUUAAAACUAUUACAUGCUGACUGGAACGCUGUACCAUCCGAAAUACAAGAAUUAUUUGAUAAAGAAGAUCCAAUGAACAGUGAACUAUUUCAAAACAAAGAUCGUUUUUGUGUAUGUUUAUCAUGGUUGCUGAAUGUUUUCUACGAAACAUAUCAAAAAAUUGCAAAUGAAAUUAAAUUUAUUACAACAGAAAGUAUUGCCUAUAAAUUAUUUCAUUUACAUGAACGAAAACUAAUGCGCAUGCCAUUAAUCAUAGAAGGUGAUACAGGUAAAACAGAACUGAGAGGACUUUUCUAG